This is a messenger RNA of Penicillium roqueforti, 291 nucleotides long. RefSeq lists its product as uncharacterized. The coding region runs from base 1 to 291 and encodes 96 amino acids. The record is from RefSeq and is a predicted model, not a curated record. The transcript is spliced from 3 exons. Lineage: Eukaryota; Fungi; Ascomycota; Eurotiomycetes; Eurotiales; Aspergillaceae.
AUGCCACUGCGUAUAUUAGGUGCGAGGUCACUGUACAACGGCGGAUCCUCCAGCUCUAGGUGCCAGCCAUCUGGCUCUUCCACCUUGAUCCCCUUUGACUCAUACCCAGGUAAGACCUUUGGCGAGGUCUCAACAGUUGGCAAUGGCCAGACUGUGGCGUCGUUUGGGUCGACUCUCAUGAUCAAGGCUAGCGCGAACCAUACCCUCUCACUGAGGGGUGCGGUUCCAUGGUCUAGAGACCUCGGGGCGUCUCACAAUAUCAAUGGCUUCUAUGGACUUACCCAUCAAUAA